CUCAUUGUCGCAGCUUGGCUAUAAAAUAAUCUCAAGCACUGGAGAAAAUGAGAUCACCUGGACUCUUCAGCGUGAGCUAUAAAUGUUGACCGAUAUUAAUUUUUUUGUGUCUUUGCUGUCAUUAUAUGUUUAAAAAUGGAUCAUGUCAAUUGUGAUCACACUCACUGCACAACUGCAAACCAAUCGGUUUGUCAGACACUAUCGGAAAUGGAAUGGGAGAGAGGAAUAUGGAAUGCUGCUUUUAAUGGUGACAAAGAGAAAGUGGACAUGUUAAUAAACAAAGCAAACAAUGCUAAGGAAUUUGUGAAUAAGCCAGACAAUUCUGGGUACACCGCACUGCACUACGCCGCACGUAAUGGUCAUGUAGACAUAUGUAGAACGCUGCUGGGGACUGGAGCAUGUGUUGACGCUCAGACUAGUGGAUUGGCUACACCACUUCAUAAGGCUGCUGCUGCAGGUAAAGCAGCUACCCUAAAAUUCCUUAUUCAGUGUGGAGCAAAUGUGCUAAUGCAAGAUACAGAUGGCCAGACUGCUCUUCACAAGGCCAUAGCUAAUAAACGUACCGACCUGAUCAACAUUUUACUACAAGCAUGUCCUGAACUUGCUAAUGUUAAGGACAAGAUAGGUCGUGUUGCAGACGAACUUUCACAUAACUGAAUAAUUUGGUAAUUGGAGAUUACCUAUAGUCUAUUGCAGUGUCCUUCAAUCUGUGGGUCGCGAAGCUCCUCCCAGUCAUAAAGCAAUACAUACCUAAGUGAAAUAUUUUGUACAUACUAUCGCGCGUCGCGUCAUGAAAAAGGUUGAAAAGGUUGCGUCUAUUGAAUUGAAACAAGUUUAACUUGUCAAACAUUUUCUUUUUUCAUGCUUUCUAUAAUUUUAUUAUUUAAGCCAUAUAUCAUCACACCCUUUGAAAUUGUAAGUUAUAAAAAUGUAUUACUAUUUUACUUUAGCUGUGCUGGAGACUGGAGGCUCCGUGAUUGUUGACCCAAUUAGGAUUAUGAUUCUAGCUAAAUUGGUUGUUCAAUACUUAGGCUAUGGAAUAUCCAAUUCAGCUAGAACCCUAAAUGACGCAACAAUCACGAAGCGUGACUGUACAAGUCUGCAUUGCUAUUGUAUAAAAAUAAUAUUGUGUGGGCCAUGUUCCAUAUAAUGAUAUAGGACUAUUGAAAACUUAAGACUAAUAUUGUGUGUAAGUAUGAAAUGGUCCUUAUAUUGUUUGUAUUAAGUGUUAUAUUGAUUAGAAAGCCAUAAUUAUUUUAUUGACAUCGAUUAUUGUUUACUUGUUUUAUUUAAUUUAAUUACGUGGAACUUACGAAGUUAAUGCUGUAUUUUAUGUUAAGUUGUUUAUAUUUUUUAUAUAUAGAGUAAUUUAUUCGUCUUGCAGCCCUGUUACAGUGUUCAUUACAUUUCAAGGUUGUUGCGAUAUGUUUUUAUAUAUUAUUACUUAUAUUAUUAUGGUUCUGUGAUCUGCCCAAUAUUAUAAUAUAAAACUUAUUUUGUUGCUUAUAAGGCAAUUGAAAAAUACACGAAGGUUUUAUUUUAAGUAGUAGUAUAAAUAUAAUGGAAGGAUAUUUUUGACCAAAAUGCCAUUUUAAAGAUACCUUUUUAAUUUAUAAUAAAAUGAAGUGAUGUUAAAUUUGUUAGGAACGUUUUUAAACAAAAAUAUCUCUAUACAUUUUGCUAUUCUAUUUUAUGUAUAGGUUAAGAUUAAUAAUGACAUUUCAUCACAAUAUAUUUAGGGCAAUAAGGUAGGUACUGUAAGGACCACGCACUUAAUGAAACGGACAUGGAGUUAAAAGUGCAUUUUAUUAAAAUAUUUUAUCUUCGGGAAAGGCCAUCUCUCGUAACCUUAAUUGCUCAUGGCAUCCCUUGACAACCACUGUCAAAGAUUCUUCACAUAAGAUAGGGUUACAUAUUUUUAUUUAGUAAUCGAUAUUUGCUUUAAGUUAAUCACAAACAGUAGUGAACUCUAUGCCAUCGGCAUAAAGUUCAUCUUCAUGUCUAUUUCCAAGCAUGUGAUUUUGAGAUUGGUUGUUGAGUCUUUUUGAAAGUAGGUACUAUUUCUUAUAUGCCUAGUUUACACCUGACAGAUUCUCAAUGAAAGUUAUUGUCAUUGUGGUGCAAUGUGUUUGUUUAAUUAUCGUAUACUUGCAAAUACAUAGUUGUUAAUUAUAAGAACCACAACGCGUGUUUUGAAUGUAUACAUGUGUGUUUUGCAGUUUUAUGUCCAUUCCAAGAGGGAUUAGUCUUAAGUUUUAUCUAAAAUAUCGUCAUGUGUAAACAAAGCAUUUAUUUCGUUAUUUGGAAAAAUUUGUAGCGGUUAUCGCAUAGUAGGAACAUAAUCAAUUUUAUAUUUUCCACUUACACCUUUGUACUAACAAUAAUGUUUUAGUAAUAAUAAAACGCAUGAAUGUAAA
Molecule: messenger RNA, 2417 nt
Organism: Cydia splendana
Lineage: Eukaryota; Metazoa; Arthropoda; Insecta; Lepidoptera; Tortricidae
Product: ankyrin repeat domain-containing protein 39
Exons: 4
Coding region: 136-657 (173 amino acids)
Biological process (GO): protein K6-linked ubiquitination
Cellular component (GO): BRCA1-BARD1 complex; BRCA1-A complex
Molecular function (GO): protein binding; ubiquitin-protein transferase activity
Source: RefSeq, a predicted model, not a curated record